Pyricularia oryzae 70-15 is the source of this 240-nucleotide messenger RNA. RefSeq lists its product as uncharacterized. The transcript has 2 exons. The coding region runs from base 46 to 240 and encodes 64 amino acids. NCBI's taxonomy places the organism in Eukaryota, Fungi, Ascomycota, Sordariomycetes, Magnaporthales, Pyriculariaceae. The record is from RefSeq and is a predicted model, not a curated record.
GUGGUUCCCCGAUGCAUAGUACCACGUAGAUCAUGACAAGAAGACAUGGCUAGCCUCGUCACGGCCCUCGGCGCGCUCAUUGUCUUCAUCAAGCCUGAGUAUGAGCGUGCCGGGGUUACCGAUGAGCAUAUGUCGACUCUGCUCAUGUACCCGAAGCUCCUCCUCGGCGUCGGCGACCUGGCAUUGGACCUCGACAAAACACAACAGCACAUCUAUCCGGAAAGCAUUGAUCUGGUUUAG